AUGACAACCAAAUCUAUCUUGCUCUGUGCGAGUUUAUUGGGAAUUGCUUUUCUCGUGGUAUCUGCUCAGCCACUUCUUUACACUCUCGAAGAAAUACCAAAAGAAGAAUACGUUGAAGUUGUGAAGAAGCUCAAUGAUCAAAAACGCGUAAUGGUCAAACAUAUGAAUGUUGCUGAGGGCUUUGAAUUGACGUGGGAUCCGGAACUCGUUAAACAACUUAACGAAACAUAUUACUUUGAGGCUGACUGGGAUAAAAACUUUGUUGGUAUCUUAUCUAGUUUAAAAGGACCUCCUGGAUCAAAUUGUCACGAUGGUUACACGAAUAAUGAUGGCUUGUGUUCAUUGAUUCCUCCGACCACUACUACUGAGAAACCACUCACUAAACCUCCUGGAAUUCAUGUGACCGAUGCGACCGAUGUGACCUCCGGAUCGUCGUCUACUUGUUUCCUCAUCGGAUUUUUGCUCUUCGUCGUUUCUUUCUACUCGUCGUACUGA
Molecule: messenger RNA, 495 nt
Organism: Caenorhabditis remanei
Lineage: Eukaryota; Metazoa; Nematoda; Chromadorea; Rhabditida; Rhabditidae
Exons: 4
Coding region: 1-495 (164 amino acids)
Source: RefSeq, a predicted model, not a curated record